UGAGCCCCAGUCCCGCGCGCGGCUCCCUUUCUCUUGGUAAGGAAGCCUGUGGCCUCUCUUCCCAGCGGCUGACCUCCUGCCACCCGCACCCCCGGGCGCGAUGGAGCCCUUCAGUUCGAGGAAUCUGGCCCUGCAGGCGGAGAAGAAGCUCCUGAGUAAGAUGGCAGGCCGGUCGGUGGUUCACCUCUUCCUGGACGAGGCGAGCGGCGCGGUGCUGGACGAGCUGUACCGGGUGUCCAAGGAGUACACGCGCAGCCGGGCGCAGGCGCAGCGCGUGCUCAAGGACCUGGUCAAGGUGGCCGUCAAGGUGGCCGUGCUGCACCGCAACGGCUGCUUCGCGCCGGGCGAGCUGGCGCUGGCCGCGCGCUUCCGCCAGAAGCUGCGGCAGGGCGCCAUGACGGCGCUGAGCUUCGGGGAGGUGGACUUCACCUUCGAGGCGGCCGUGCUGGCGGGGCUGCUGGCCGAGUGCCGGGACGCGCUGCUGGAGCUGGUGGCCGGCCACCUCACCGCCAAGUCCCACGGGCGCAUCCGCCACGUGUUCGAUCACUUCGCGGACCCGGGCCUGCUGGAGGCCCUGUACGGGCCUGACUUCACCCAGCACCUGGGCAGGAUCUGCGCCGGGCUGCGGCGGCUGCUGGACGAGGGCAAGCUCUGAGGGCGCGCGCCCCCCGC
Molecule: messenger RNA, 672 nt
Organism: Perognathus longimembris pacificus (Pacific pocket mouse)
Lineage: Eukaryota; Metazoa; Chordata; Mammalia; Rodentia; Heteromyidae
Gene: Tnfaip8l2
Product: TNF alpha induced protein 8 like 2
Exons: 1
Coding region: 101-655 (184 amino acids)
Biological process (GO): negative regulation of inflammatory response; regulation of apoptotic process; negative regulation of T cell activation
Cellular component (GO): cytoplasm
Source: RefSeq, a predicted model, not a curated record